Molecule: messenger RNA, 2522 nt
Organism: Serinus canaria (Common canary)
Lineage: Eukaryota; Metazoa; Chordata; Aves; Passeriformes; Fringillidae
Gene: GUCD1
Product: guanylyl cyclase domain containing 1
Exons: 7
Coding region: 137-937 (266 amino acids)
Source: RefSeq, a predicted model, not a curated record
CACGGCGCGGGGCAAGCGCCCCGGGGCCCGGCCCCCCUCAGCCCCCGCCUCCGGGAGGAGCCAGCGCCGGGCCCCGGGGCCGCGCCGCCGGCUCGGCGGGGCCGGCAGUGAACGGGCGGCGGGUGCCGCCACCGCCAUGAAGAACCCCCGGGAGGCCUGCGAGCCGCCGCCAGUUGACUGCAUCCAGCUGAAAGUGCCAGUGAUUCAGCAGCUGUACCACUGGGACUGCGGGCUGGCCUGCUCCAGGAUGGUGCUGCAGUACCUGAAUCAUUUGGACAAUGAUGAGUUUCAGAAAGCCAUCCAGGAACUCCAGUUAACAAAGAGUAUCUGGACUAUUGACCUGGCCUACCUAAUGAGGCACUUCGGAGUUAAGCAUAAAUUUUGCACCCAGACACUCGGAGUGGACAAGGGCUACAAAAAUCAGGUACAGCCUGGGCAGCAGCAGUGUUUAGCUUCCACACUUUCCCCACCACCGUGCCUCAGCCUUGACCUGGAAGAUCCACCUCUAGAGUCAUUUUACAGGAAGCACUUUGACACAGAAGAGAAUCGAGUGAAUCAGCUCUUUGCACAAGCCAAAGACUGCAAGGUGCUGGUGGAGAAAUGCACAGUUACCAUUCAAGACAUUCAAAACCACCUGUCCCAGGGUCACGUAGCCAUUGUCCUUGUGAACGCAGUCCUGCUGCUGUGUGAUCUUUGCUCGAGUCCUGUCAAAUACUGCUGCUUCCUUCCCAUUGGACAGAAGUGCUUCUGCAGGAGCCCUGACUACCAGGGCCAUUUCAUUGUGUUAUGUGGCUACAACAAAGCCUCAGGGAGCAUUUACUACAACAACCCUGCCUAUGCUGACCGAACAUGCUGCACCAGCAUCAGUAACUUUGAGGAAGCCAGGACAAGUUAUGGCACAGAUGAAGAUAUUCUGUUCAUCUACACAGACAGCUGACACCCACCCACCCACUCCUGCUCCUUCCUGCACUGCCUGCAGGGCAGCUGGCUGCUCGUCUCAGGACUCCCCUGCACACACCUCACUCCUGGACUGCAGUGGGACCUUCAACAAGGGAGGCUUUACAGACAUUGACAGGACUAUAUUGCAAUGCUGUCUUUACCUUUUUUUUCUUUUUUUUUUUUUUUGAUUUUGCAAUAUCUAUCUUUGCUUUUUUCUUCCCCGAAUUUUCAAAACUGCACAUUUGACACCAGUUCUAAAAUACAGGCCCAGAGCCUGUUCACUUUCAGCUUAUUUUCAAAUUAAUUACAUAAGAAAAAAAGCACCAAACUUAUGAAUUUCAGCACGUGGUACUGUUUGCAUAGGUUUAGGUAAACAAAGGAAAAAUCAGAAAAUACCUGUUUCUCUCUCUGUAAAAGCAUGAAGGGCUGGUCUUCAUACAAAACCUAUGGACUUGAAGUUCAGCAGAAUAUUGUAAAGGAAAAAAAUAUUAACUUAAACCAUUUUUAAAUAACAAAAAAAUGCCUUGCUGGUUCAUCAGUAUUGUCUGCAAUGUAGGAAACUUCCCAACUACCAGAUUCACAGAGAUUUAGCAUUUAUGCAACUGCAAUACUGGAAUUACUCCCUUGCACUACAAACUCAAUCUCUUUUGGCUAAAUCCUCUUGGAUGACUGCUCAGAGCUCCAUAUUGCUCCAAAACUUUAAGUGGAAAGAUCUUAUUUGCACUUGGAGGUCUGUAGUGCUUUUUGCAAAAAGCUCUGAAUGUUAUGCCACCCACAUGUGCCAGUUUCUGCAGAAUCCAUUCUAAAUAUGAACAUUCUAAAUAUUUAAACUUAUUAAGCAAAUGCAGAAAAUUAUCAUCCACACUAAUGGUAUAUAUUUUAUGUGUAAAGUGUAAAUAUCUGACAGCAUCUACUGCAUUGUAUCUAAAAUGCUAAAUCAUAAUUUGAGCCAAAUUUUGCUGUUAGUAUUAGUUCAGUGACAUUCUCAGAAGAGCUGAAAUCAAUUGAGGAAAGAGGAGAUAGACACACACCUUCUACACGUAAGAAGGCAGGAACUUAGAUUGUUCUGGCUCUUAUACUGCAGCUGUAUGUUGAUUAAGUUGUUGCUAUAUUGAGACAUGAAGUCAAAUUGGUAGCAGCCUAUUCAUAGCCCUUUCCUCUGUUACCUGAGAAGCACUCUGAAGUGUAAGAAAAAGCCACUUUUUUCAGCUUCAUCCAUCCUAAUUUCUUAUAAAUCUCAAUCUUCAGUCCUUCCUAUAUGAAAGUGAGUAGAAAAAUCAGCACUGACAUAAAACUAGGAAAAUUUGCACUUAAGGCAGAGAUGCCACAUCUCUGGCAUGGUUUUAGGAAAAGAACUGUUCAAGUUCUGAAACUGUGGAUAUAAUAAAUAGGAACCUACUUUCAGCAUAGAAAGUUUUUUUAGCAAGAUAAACAUUUUUUUUAUCAGUUGUUGACUAACUGAAAAGUAUACAGUGUUGAUUAAGUACUUAGUAGAAUCAAGAGUGCUCCUUUGUACAAAGGCAGAAAAAUAGUAACAGACAUCUAAAAUGCAGUAAACCCUUAAAAAAAUCCAAACAAAAGUG